Messenger RNA from Cannabis sativa, 2044 nucleotides. Its product is annotated as vacuolar cation/proton exchanger 3. The record is from RefSeq and is a predicted model, not a curated record. The transcript has 12 exons. Gene Ontology annotation, cellular component: plant-type vacuole membrane. Gene Ontology annotation, biological process: calcium ion transmembrane transport; intracellular calcium ion homeostasis. Gene Ontology annotation, molecular function: calcium:proton antiporter activity. Lineage: Eukaryota; Viridiplantae; Streptophyta; Magnoliopsida; Rosales; Cannabaceae. Bases 414 to 1736 code for a protein of 440 amino acids.
UAAAAAGGGUCCACCGUCACUCUCAAAAAAAUAAAUAAUAAAAAAAAGAAACUCUCUUUCGAAGAAACUUCCAAAGACUAUUUUUCUAAGCUUUGCUUAAGCAUAGUGCUUAACUCCCCCAAUUUCUUAUGCCGGCCAAACUCAUUUUUCUUUUCUCUUUCAAAUCCAAAUCAAAUUUGAUUCAAAAAAUAAUAAAGUUUCAAUCUUUUUGGAUCCAAAUUAAAUCUCAACAAACCCCAUUUUCAGUUUUGAAGAAGAAGAAGAAGAAUAAUAAUCAGUGUUGGGAUCAAAUCUGAAUCCAAUUCAGUUUCUGGGUAUUUUCUUAAUCUUCAAAAAAACUCAACUUGGAUUCCAUUUUGAUCUCUAAUUCUCAUUGGGACAUUCUUUACUUUCUUCCAUUUUCAUAUAAAAAGAUGGUAUCUAGAGAGGAUCAUAAGACAGACCUUGAUUCAGAUGAGGAGCUUCCAUUCAGUAGUUCAUCACCAACCAAAAGAAAAAUUCAUUCAUUGGAUUUUGAGAUACCUCAUAAUCAUAUGCAUUCUUCAAACCUAGACAUUGCAACAAAGUCAAGAACAUUUAAUUUUAUGACGAUUAGUAUACUUCGGAGUAUCUACAUUGUGUUAAUCAGAGCGAAAAUCAACGUCUUGCUACCGUUUGGCCCCUUGGCGAUUCUGCUACAUUAUACUACCGGCAAGCAUGGAUUGGUUUUCUUCUUGAGCUUAGUGGGAAUUAUACCUCUGGCAGAGCGUUUAGGAUAUGCAACAGAGCAACUUGCUUUUUUCACCGGGCCAACAGUUGGAGGUCUUUUAAAUGCUACAUUUGGCAAUGCAACCGAAAUGAUUAUAUCAAUCUAUGCUUUAAAGAUUGGAAUGAUUAGAGUUGUGCAGCAAUCUUUACUUGGCUCCAUCUUAUCAAACAUGCUUUUAGUGCUCGGAUGCGCCUUCUUUACUGGUGGGAUAAUUCAUUCUGAGAAAGUUCAGGUUUUCAACAAGGCAGCUGCCAUAGUGAAUUCGGGUUUGCUGUUGAUGGCUGUGAUGGGGCUAAUGUUUCCCGCCGUGCUUCACUUUACGCAUUCAGAAGUUCAUUUCGGGAAGUCAGAGUUGUCUCUUUCGAGAUUUAGCAGUUGCAUAAUGCUAGUGGCAUAUGCAAGCUACCUAUACUUUCAACUUAGAAGUCAAAAUAAUCUUUACAGUCCUGUAGAUGAGCAGGAAGUAGAUAAUAAUGACGAUUCGGAGGAAGAAGAAGUUCCUGAGUUAACUCAAUGGGAAGCAAUUGGAUGGCUUGCUAUUUUGACAGGUUGGGUAUCCAUCUUGUCUGGAUAUCUUGUUGAUGCCAUUCAGGGAGCGUCGGACUCGUUGAACAUGCCUGUGGCUUUCAUUAGUGUCAUUUUGCUUCCUAUUGUAGGAAAUGCUGCAGAGCAUGCAAGUGCAAUAAUGUUUGCCAUGAAAGAUAAGCUAGAUAUCACACUUGGAGUUGCUAUUGGCUCAUCCACACAAAUAUCCAUGUUUGUGAUUCCGUUCUGCGUUGUUGUCGGAUGGAUCAUGGGAAAACCAAUGGAUUUAAAUUUUCAACUCUUUGAGACUGCUACACUCUUCAUUACAGUGCUAGUUGUGGCAUUUAUGUUACAGGAAGGAACAUCAAACUAUUUUAAGGGCUUGAUGCUUAUUCUCUGCUAUCUCAUAGUUGCAGCCAGUUUCUUCGUCCACGUUGACCCUUCAAACGCAGAUGAUAACUAGAAUUUGAGUAAAGUGGCAAAGUGGCUUUUUCAUGUGGGAAAUAUAGAAAAGAUGUCCACUACAAAAUGGUAGCUACAAACAAUUUAUAUACUUUGAGGCUGCAUAUAUUUCAUUCUUGUGGAAAAUCCAUUUCAUCUUUGCAGCUAAGAAAAGUUUUCUUUUUUCAUCAUUGUAUAAUAGAAUUUGAUUAUGUUUUGACAUUAACAAAUAUUAAUCUCUAAUCUUUUUGGGUGGGGAGAGUUCUUCAGUUUUGGUGAAAUUGUUAUCAUUCUUUUUAUGAUGCUUCUCAUAAAUGCGCACACUGAUUU